This is a messenger RNA of Abrus precatorius (Indian licorice), 1852 nucleotides long. Its product is annotated as 8-amino-7-oxononanoate synthase. The record is from RefSeq and is a predicted model, not a curated record. The transcript is spliced from 11 exons. Gene Ontology annotation, molecular function: pyridoxal phosphate binding. NCBI's taxonomy places the organism in Eukaryota, Viridiplantae, Streptophyta, Magnoliopsida, Fabales, Fabaceae. Gene Ontology annotation, biological process: biosynthetic process. The coding region runs from base 123 to 1577 and encodes 484 amino acids.
UGUUGUAAAAAUAUUAUAGCGGUUGCCAAAAUCGUUUUUAUUUCCUCACCUUCCAUUCCCAUGUGAUAGUACCUGUUAGACGAAGCAGCAAAACCAGCUUGCUUCCGUUGUGUGCGCCAACAAUGGAGGCGCAAAGUUCAGGGUGGGACAACUGGGUCGGAGAGGCACUUUCAGCUCUUCACUCUCUCAAAGUUCUUCGAUCUCUUAGACCCAUUUGCCUCCGCAACGAGAAGAAAAGCCCAGUGUCCCUUGAAAACGUCUCAGAGCCUCUCAAAUUUGGGGUAGAUGAAGGCGCGUUCGAAGUGUUCGAUGAAAUGCAGCAAUGGGACCGAUACUCUGUGCAAGUGGAAAUUGCAGAAACCACGUUUCGUAGAUGGAUGCAUGACACCCCGAGCUCUGGUGACGAGAUUGUUCAUGGCGAUGAGAGAGCAGGGGCAUCUAAUGAGAAGUUUAAAAAGUUAAUUUUGUUUUCCGGAAAUGAUUAUCUAGGCCUGAGUUCCCAUCCAACUAUUGGAAGUGCUGCUGCAAAGGCAGCCCAAGAGCAUGGUAUGGGACCAAGAGGCUCUGCUCUCAUUUGUGGAUAUACCAAUUAUCAUAGGCUGCUAGAGUCAAGCCUGGCAGAUUUGAAAAAGAAAGAGGAUUGCCUUCUUUGUCCCACAGGGUUUGCAGCCAAUAUGGCCUUGAUGACAGCAAUAGGAAGUAUUGGUUCUCUCUUAGCUGGGAAUAACAUAGCUUCAGAGGAUGAAAAGAUUGCUAUCUUUUCUGAUGCAUUGAACCAUGCAUCAAUAAUUGAUGGUAUUCGUCUUGCUGAGCGACAAAAAAGUGUAAAGGUGUACAUAUAUAGACAUUGUGACAUGUCCCAUCUCAAUUCACUGUUAUCUCAUUGCAGAAUGAAGAAGAAAGUUGUUGUGACUGACAGCUUGUUUAGCAUGGAUGGAGACUAUGCUCCAAUGGUUGAGCUUGCAGAGCUUCGUAAGAAGCAUGGCUUUUUGUUAGUCAUUGAUGAUGCUCAUGGAACAUUUGUUUGUGGCAAAAAUGGCGGUGGCGUUGCUGAGACGUUCAAUUGUGAGAAGGAUGUGGACAUAUGCAUUGGUACACUAAGUAAAGCUGCUGGCUGCCAUGGAGGAUUUAUAGCAUGCAGCAAAAGGUGGAAGCUAUUAAUACAGUCAAGAGGUCGUUCAUUUAUAUUUUCAACUGCUGCCCCAGUUCCAAUCGCUGCUGCUGCUCAUGCUGCUGUUGAAGUGGCAAAACUUGAGACCUGGCGUAGAAAGGCUAUUUGGAACCGGGUGAAAGACUUUUAUGUACUCACAGGAAUCCCUGUGACAAGUCACAUUAUAUCCCUAAUCGUAGGCAGUGAAGACAAAGCACUUCAAGCAAGCCGGCAUUUAUUGCAGUCUGGCUUCCAUGUGACUGCAAUCAGACCGCCAACUGUGCCUCCUAACUCAUGCAGGCUGCGUGUGGCCUUGAGUGCGGUCCAUACAAGGGAAGAUUUAGAGAAUUUGGCAACUGCACUCUCUCGUUGCAUCAAUUUCCAAGACACCCGUAUCUAUAGCUGUAAUGGUUAUGCAAGACUGUAGCUUUUGCUUCUUCAGGAUGAAUUUCAUCAAUGUGAUGUGACUGUACCGUUAAUUAAUAAGUACAUACACCCUUAGUACCUUUAUUAGUAGUUCAAGUCAAUUAAAUUCCCUCCUAAUAAGCACAUUUCGUUAAGAAGUGGUAGCUUAUUCCCUCAUGUUAUAUCAAAAUGGCAAGCUAUUUUGUCAAUAUCUAGAUAAAUUAUGUUCAAUUCUGAUGUUUACAUGUAUUUAAUUUUGAUCAAAUAAUCACAUCAUUAUUAAAUGUUUAUGUUAUG